Molecule: messenger RNA, 1059 nt
Organism: Aspergillus novofumigatus IBT 16806
Lineage: Eukaryota; Fungi; Ascomycota; Eurotiomycetes; Eurotiales; Aspergillaceae
Product: ribosome assembly factor MRT4
Exons: 3
Coding region: 102-824 (240 amino acids)
Biological process (GO): rRNA processing; ribosomal large subunit biogenesis; nuclear-transcribed mRNA catabolic process
Cellular component (GO): preribosome, large subunit precursor; nucleolus
Molecular function (GO): RNA binding
Source: RefSeq, a predicted model, not a curated record
GUCAAUUUUCCGAGUCUGUGUAUUUCCGCAUCCUUUAAGGCUUAUACAGGCUCGCAUCGGUAUAAUCACUUUCAGAAAUCCAGACUCUAUAAUAUUUCAGAAUGCCUCGUUCAAAGCGUGCCAGAAUCGUCCACGAGUCGAAGGUCACCAAGAAGUCCCACAAGGAACAGACCAGACGACUUUAUGCCAAUGUCCGCGAAUGUGUCGAGAAUUAUGAUCACCUAUUCGUUUUCUCCGUCGAUAACAUGCGCAACACCUAUUUGAAGGAUGUGCGCACCGAAUUUGCCGAUAGUCGUCUCUUCUUUGGCAAAACUAAAGUCAUGGCCGUUGCCCUUGGCCACAACCCAGAGACCGAGGCCGCACCCAACCUGCACAAACUCUCUCCCUACCUGACAGGUGCCGUCGGUCUUCUCUUCACCUCGCGCGAUCCCGAGUCCGUCCUCAGCUACUUCGACGCCUUCCGCCCCUCGACUUCGCCCGUGCCGGCACACAUCCCCAAUGGCCUGGUCUACUCCCGUGCUGGUGAGAUUCCUGCGUCCGAAGACGAACCCGUCAGCCACACGAUUGAGCCGGAGCUGCGCAAACUGGGCGUCCCUACUCGUCUAGUGAAGGGCAAGGUCAUGCUCGAGCUGACUGAUGGUCAAGAGGGCUACCCUAUCUGCAAAGAGGGAGAAGUUCUGGACUCGCGGCAGACAACGUUGUUGAAGAUGUUCGGUGUCGCUACUGCCGAAUUCAAGGUCGAUCUAAAGGCGCAAUGGACUCGGAGUACCGGUGAAGUUACGAUCCUCGAGAAGGAUGAGGGCAUGGAGGUUGACGGACAGUAAUUUCAUGUCCAAGACCGUUCCUUUUCUUCUUUUACCCCCAAAAUUUUCUGGGCAUUGAUUGGAGUUGGGCAUAGGCGUUCUUUCGUUGUUUCUCUUUUUAUAUUCCUCGAAGAUCAUGAAUUCAUCCUAGAUGUUGCUGGAUGAGCGUACGAUGGACAUAGAAUACCACGCGGAAAAGCAAUUAUGCAGGACAUCUUCCAUUCAGAGCAGAAAGCUACAUGGUGACAAGCAUAGA